Molecule: messenger RNA, 1005 nt
Organism: Sphaerodactylus townsendi
Lineage: Eukaryota; Metazoa; Chordata; Lepidosauria; Squamata; Sphaerodactylidae
Product: FAST kinase domain-containing protein 4-like
Exons: 3
Coding region: 205-1005 (266 amino acids)
Source: RefSeq, a predicted model, not a curated record
CGCGCCGGCGCCGGUCUCUCCUGGCGGCCGUGCACGCGAGGGCGCCUGCUCGAGGUCAGGGCCCGCGGAGGAGGGCCGCGCAGGCGAGGAAGGGGACGGCCCCUCAGGCCCCAGGAAGGUGGUUGCUCCCAGAACCUUGGAAAUGAUAAGUUGAUGUCCGUGCAUCCUUUCCACCCAUCUCUUUUCCCUCCCUAAAGGGAUAAAAUGGCAGCCAAGCUGAUGCAGCGUUGCUACAGAUUAUUCAGCGUCUCCUCUCCCUUGUGCAUCCACACAAAUGCCAUGUGUGCAGGGAGCAAGAUGGUCAUUUCCAGAGCACCGUCCCAAAUCCCUUUUGCCUCAUUGAGAGUGCCGAGCUUCAUAGUCCGAACAGACCAACUUUCAGUCCCUGAGCAUGUGAAUAGAAUACCCUACAACCGUGGCGAGGUGGAAGAUCUCAUCGACUCAGCGGCCACUGUAGAGGACCUCUUGCAUUACAGUGAACUUCACCCUGUCAAUGCAAACCAGGCUGCUUUAAUAAUCUCCCGGCUCUCCCGUAUGGUGAUGGAACAAAAAUUGGAACCUGGCAGUGUUCUGGAGGACGCGCGGUUCCGGUGCCUGCUUCAAACUGUGCACGCUGAGGUCUCUCACGUCUGGAACAUGGCUUUGGUGAACCUCUUAAAGAGCCUCUCUUUGCUGGGCCUGGAGCAGAACCAGCUGCGUUCGGUGGAGCAGGAGGUGCGGUGGCGGCUGAGGCGCUUCCCCUUCAAGCAGUUGGCCUCCCUGGCCGAUCAUUUGGCAGCCGGUGCUCAUGGGGGCCGGCCCAGUGACCUGAUGAGCGACUUACUGAAGCAUCUGGGGCUUCGCUGGACGGAAAUUGAGGACCCUCGGACCCUGGUUACCCUGAUGGCCAAAGUGGGAGCUUUCUCGCCGGCCCUGAUGGACCGUUUGGAGGACAAGGUAAAGGCCGGCGGGGGAGGGGAGCAUAGCAGAUGGGUUUGGGAGGAGGUGUCGCGGGGGAUUCCCUAG